Messenger RNA from Exophiala spinifera, 885 nucleotides. RefSeq lists its product as uncharacterized. Bases 1 to 885 code for a protein of 294 amino acids. NCBI's taxonomy places the organism in Eukaryota, Fungi, Ascomycota, Eurotiomycetes, Chaetothyriales, Herpotrichiellaceae. The record is from RefSeq and is a predicted model, not a curated record. Gene Ontology annotation, cellular component: nucleus; cytosol. The transcript has a single exon.
AUGCAACUCCCAGCUAAACCUGGUCGUCGAGUUCGACGUAUAGCGAUCCUCGACUGUGAACGCAACGUCCCAAUUAUAGCAAAGACAUACGGUCCAUAUUUCAGCGGAAUAUUUUCAUCAGUCCUCGCUGAUACCGCGAAACGACUGGACCUAUCCUUUCCACCUGACUUCUGUGGUUUCGAUGUUGUCAGGGGCCAGUUUCCCGAUCCAAGCACGAUAGACGCCAUACUUGUCACGGGUUCAAUGGCAGGAGCAUAUGAUCCUUACCCCUGGAUCAAGCCACUGGCGGACUUCAUCAAACUCGUCUAUACCAGAUAUCCCGAGGUUCGAAUAGCAGGCGUGUGUUUUGGUCAUCAAAUCAUCAGCCAGACUCUGCUCGGCUCCCACGGAGUCAUUGUGGAAAAGCACCCGGGCGGAUUUGAAGCUGGCUUGCAGACGGUCAUGGUGAAUCCCGAAUUGACGCAAUAUUUCCCUGGACUUGAAGACUAUAUCAAAGCGAACACAACGUCCGAAGGCUCUGAAGCAACGCCGCAGCUACGCUUACAGUUAGGACAUGGUGAUCAUGUCGUUCUCCCGAAGGCACCACAGUCUCUGCCGGGGGGGUGGAUGUCACUCGGAAGCACCAAACAUUGCCACGUGCAGGGACUUUUUGAACCUGGUAGAGUUCUCACAUCCCAGCCUCACUGGGAGUGCGAUUCGUGGAUAAUGUCAGAGUCAUUUAGCUACCUCUUUACUCCCCAAAAAGGUUACCGUCCAGAAGAAGUCGAGGGCUGGGUGGAGGGCACCAAAGGCGGGCAUGAUUCACUGGCUAUGCAGGAAUGGGUUUUGCAAUUUCUGCUGGAUAUGCUCCCAAGUGAAGACGACACCAUGAAGCAGGUACCUUGA